UUUUUUGUUUGAAAAUUGCAAUUUUUCUUGUAACGGCAAAUCUUGAAAAUACGCAAAUUGAAACACGGAAACUUACUGAAAUUGUUUAAAAAGUUGUUAAUUCGUGUUAAGCAAUGGAAAUAGGCAAAUUUUCAAGCCUAAACAGCAGCGCUGCUACCAACACAGGCGAUCUUACUCCUCAAAAGCCUAGAUUAGGACGAUUUUUGGAUAUUUAUUCUCCAGAACACCUUAAUUUGACACCAAAACCUAAAGACAAGCUUGCAUUCAACAAAUUGACAAAUGAUAAUACUAAUAUCCUCACACCUGAAUUAUACUUUGAUACCAAUGACAGGAGCAGGACUGUCAAAGCGAAGCAUUUCCAAAAUGCCUGGAGGCAUCGUUCAUUUGAGGGCAACCAGAGCUUUCCUCGCCUGAAACAGAAGUUGAGGCCUAUAAGUAUGGAUCUUGAGACCCCAAGCAAAGGGAAGCCACCAGUUGAUUUAGUAAGAGUGGAUGGACCGAAUGGGUUACGUUUCAACACAAGUUUGGCGUCCGGUGAUGUAAGCGGCGCUGCCACACAGUCCCAAACUGAUCGCUUACAACAGUCCAUUAACCCUAGCAAAGCUGUCUUCACCAUCGAACCAAAUACCUCUAAAAUACUUAUAGUUAAUAGCAAAGCAUGCUCUUUGCUUGGUUAUUCAUCAGGAGAGCUGUGUGACCUUCGCUUCUCGGAUCUUCUUCGAAAGAGAAGCAGCAAGACUUUCAGCUUACAUGAAGCAGAAGACGGGGAUAUAUCUGAGGAUGGAACCAUUAUUUUACUUAGUGGAAAGGUAGUGGAACUUCUAUCGAAAAAUGGUGGAUCAGUACAAGUAUCUCUUUGGAUAAGACAGUUGGACAAUGACGGGCCAUGUUUGGUUGUGGCAGAACCGGUUAUGUGUAAAAAUGUUGUGCUAACAAUAGACGCAGACUCUGGUAUAAUAGUGUCAUGUGACGGCGAUGACGCAGCCUUGCUGUUCCAAGCGGAAUCUGCAGAUAAACUUAUAGGGUUGCCCGUCGUGUCUCUAAUACCUUAUCUACAGUUACCGGCAUAUGAGGCACCUAUACCGAAAAGUGUAUCUAAGCAGAAGGCCACUGGACGGACAUUAGAUGGUGGCUCAUUCCCACUGUGCCUUUGGAUAUCAAAACCGAAUAGCAUAGAACCUGUGACGUGGUCGUCUAUAAAGACUAGCAAAGACAAGCCAGUGUUUAUAGUUAAUGUCAGGGUAACGUACAACGUAAGCGGUCUGCUAGUGGUGGACGAGAGCGGGGUGAUAACCGCGUGUAACCAACACUUCGCCAUGCUGAUGUUCGGCAAAGCGCAGGCCGAAGUGAUCGGACACCAUAUCGAGGACGUCAUACAGAACUUCUGUCGCGAAUCCGAUCUGGUCAAAGUACAGGACAGGAAUAGGAAUAUGACCCUAUCGCCAGUCAACAACGAAAAUGAUGACUCAGCUUCAGACACAGACGAAGAUUCGUGCGGCGCAUUCAACGGCAGCCAGAAAUCUGCGUGCAUGUCAUUAAACGUGCAACAGUCCUUACUGUCAACUACACGAGAAAAGUCAUCGAGCGCAUUAUGUCUCGACAAGUCUUAUAGUUUGGUCACACAUACUCCAACACCAACACAGGAUAUGGUAUCGAGUUUGAGCACAACUGAACAGAGAAAUGACACGUCAGCACUUCCUGACGUCACAUCCGGUAUGUCAGGAAUGUCUAUUGACGAAGAGAACUACUGUCAAAGCAGCAUAUCCAAAUCAAGGUCAGAGAAUAUUCUGCGAUCCGAACAGAGCAACUCAAUCAAACAAACGCCAUCGAAACAAAACGAAAAAUCCGACUCCAUUUACUACACAUCACAGCAUUCUCAAGAAGUCACCCCAACUGGCAGUUCGUCCAGACUUCGAUUAAACGAUUCGUCUUUGCGAUUAUCCUUCGAUGCUGCGAAAUACAAAUCGAUCAAAGUCAACAUCCAAGGGAAAGAUGAUAAGAGUAGCAUAUCACUAGAUUUCUGUGACUCGAACGAAACUAGCGCGGAUUUUCUUACUCCCAUAAACGAAUUGCCUCCUUCGGGAUGUGAAAUCGAAGAUUUGCCGAAACACAACGGAAACGAUGAGAGUAUCGAGAGUUUGAGUAAUGAUAUCGAUUUGGAAACUCAAACUGAAUCUGCUCCGAGAAAAAUUUAUGAUGACGAAGGUCCCGAAACCCCAUGUGCCAACAAACGCUUACUCCGAGCGCACGUAACGACGUCGACUCCCCAACAAACACGUAACAGCAAAUCCGACCAGUGUGACGCCAACGACUGUGGGUACAAGAACGGCACUUACCGAGGCGUAGCGCUACAUAAAGAUGGAACAGAGCUUAGUGUAGUGUACACUGUGUCGAGUAUGCAGCUGGGUACGGGACGCACGGUGCGUUGCGUGUGGCUCGGCAUCCGGCGCGGCGCGCAACCCGACGCGCAACUCGACCUGGCGCCCAGACACACCACCACAGCGUCCAGCCUCGCCUCCACCGCCGAUAACUCCCUAGUCCUCGGUAAUAAAUCGGCCAGCAGCAGACCACAGUCUAUGUCGCUAGUGAGCCAGUGUGGAGAGGAACAGAUCGCAGGAGAAUAUAACAAGCAUUAUGUUACCUUGAAACAAAUUGGUAAAGGUGCAUAUGGAUGCGUAAAGAUGGCAUACCGUCGAUCAGACCGUUUGCUGGCCGUAGCAAAAUUUAUACUCAAGGAGAAAGUAGGCGCCGCAUUCUGGACUGAAGGACCAGACGGGCGUCGGUUACCGUUGGAGCUUAGCUUGCUGAUGACCCUCGAACAUCCUAAUAUUGUUAGCGUAAUAGAUGUAUUUGAGAAUGACAAAUACUUUCAAAUGGUAAUGGAGAAGCACGGUGCUGGUAUGGACUUGUUUGAGUUCAUCGAGCGACGCCCUCGCCUCGACGAGCCUUUACUAAGCUAUAUUUUUAGACAAAUAGGUCAAGCAGUGGAAUACCUCCAUUCGCACAACAUCCUCCACCGCGACAUAAAAGAUGAGAAUGUAAUAAUUGACAACAAGUUCCACGUUAAACUGAUCGAUUUUGGCUCAGCUACUUAUAUGAGCAAAGAUACUUUGUUUUCAACUUUCUACGGGACGACGGAGUACUGCAGCCCAGAAGUUUUAGCUGGCAACAAGUACGCAGGCCCCGAGCUAGAGAUGUGGUCGAUGGGGAUAACGCUGUACGUGCUGACGUUCCUCGUUAACCCGUUCUCCGACAUCGAGGACAUCAUACAGGGGCCGCUCAGCCUACCGCAGCUAGUGUCUGAAGAUUUAGAACAGCUGCUUCGCUGGAUGCUGUGCAAGGACCCAGUGCACCGAUGCACGGUCGCGCAGCUGAUGUCGCACCCGUGGAUCCGGCAGCCGGUUGCCAUCAACAACUACGUCUUUCAGGACAUCGUGGAUUGUGAUCGCCACGAAGCGAACCCGGAAAUGUACUUCAGCGGGAGCUUAGGCUCCCCGAGAACCGGGUCUUUGGUAUCCCUCGCAGAUCCUCUCGCUAAAGAACGAUCAAACCCUUCAGAAGUGGUAGUGCGUUCGAGCGACAAGAACAUUUCGCGCGAUGAGCCCAAACGCAGCUCUAUUGCUCUACACGCACUGUCGGGCGAACGAGAUGCCGCUUCUGACAACUACAGCUUGCGCUCUUCGGCUGACAUAUUAGAUAUAUCAUCAAAACCGGUCUCCGAAGCGGCGUUGACGGACAUAAGUUCGGACGCAACCGGCCACGCCGCCUGCGAUAUUGAUUAUGAUUGCGAUCCGUACGAAUGCGAUAGCUGGGAUGAGUGCGAGCAGGACAGCUUCUCGUAAACACAGGAGCGGGAGCAAGACAACAUGAUUCUUUUUUUAUUUAUUUCUUAAUGUAUUUGCUUGUACAAUUUAUGCGAUAUCGAUUAUAAUAAUGAUUGCGAUCCGUACGAAUGUGAUAGCUGGGACGAGUGCGAGCAAGAUAAGUUCGCGUAUACGCACGAGCGGGAGCGAGACAAACUGGUUAUUUUUUAGUUUACUUCGUAUUCGCUUGUGUAAUUUUUUUAUAGCAUGAAUUGAUAUUAACAUAAAGUGAUCUGUUAUAAUUCGGUCCAUUAUUCUGUUACAUAUUCGACGCAUCGAUUUAUUAUCGAUAAAAACUAGUGAAAAUAUUUAAUCGAUCAACUUAUCCAUAUCGUAAAAAUAAUAAUGAUGGAACCGGUUCCAAAAUGUAUGUUUAUUUUACCCGUUUGCUAAAGGCACGUUACGAAAUUUUGUUCCUAUAAUUCCGCCCUCGAUCCCAAGUUUUUAGGCAAGUUUUGCCGAAAAUUUUAACUUUACAUUAAUUCAGAUUAAGUUAAUUAAUAUUAAUGCGUAGGAGGCCAUAAUAUACAUAAAUUUUACAUGUACCAAUUUAUUUCACAGUGUACCUUUAGCUAAUAUGAGGCUUAUAGGCUUUAUGUAUGAUAAAAUUAAAUUAAAAUUAAUUGACCAAUUCUGUAGAAUUAUUAAAUUAAUAUUAAGUAGUGAAUGGCUAUUUCAAAUCUAAACAUUUUUAAUAGAACAUUUGACUAGGGUCAAGGCAUAUUGGCGCAAAGUCGAAGCGAAGAUAUUCAUAUUCAUUUAUAAUGCAUUCCAAUAUUAUUCACAAUGUUUCGUGCCAAUAAAAAAAAUGAAUCAAAAAUGUCGGCAUUAUUUUAUAUCUCUCACACACAAUGCCUGUGUAUUAGUGUAUGAGUGAGACGGAACGAUUAACGUUUCGUUUCUAUUAAUACUAGUGUAAUUAUUUGUUGUUUGAAUUAAACGCGUCUGUUUUAAAACAUUCCUAAGUUAUAGAUAAACAAUUUAGAAAAGUCGGGUUGCGUCUAAUAAUUCCAUUGAAGUUUCAGUAUUAAUAUUUCUAAAUGUUUACAUAAAUAGCUAUAGAAAAUUGAUCUCAUUACAGCAUUUACUAGGAAUUGAUUGGACACCUUGCUUAAUACAGAAUAGGGUAUUGAUCUGUACAAAUAAAAUGAUGUGAUAUAGCGGUAGUUUAUGAAGCUAGAGUUCAUUAUUACAAAUUUAAAAAAAAAAAUGUUUUUUUAAAUUAUUUUCACUAAUACCGAAUUUUAGCCCAUAUACCUACUACCGCUAAACAAAACAUCAUAUCAUUUUAUUACUACAGUCCAAGACCCUUCUUCUUUGUCGUGUCACUCUUGACAGAGCGGUCGUGGUCAUCAUGAAGCAACGUCUUUGAGGGCAGAUGUUACACGCCUCACGAGCAUUGGCCACUUCUCCCUGCUGGCUGACAGCCUGGUACACUCGUGCAAGGGACCGCUCACAGCAGAUCUAAUUUGGUCCCUAAGACCCUAUUAAUGAUGAUUAGAUAUAAAUGUAGUGAUAUUAGUAUCAUAAAAAAUAGGUCACAAUCCUCGAAUAAAACUUUCCUACAAUUUUUAUACCUUUCACACCAGUACAGCUUUAGUAACAUCUUCAUUCAUGUACCUUCAAAUUUUCACAGUUUAAUAUCGUCAUUAUAAUCGUCAAAAUCUAUUAAUUCUACAGAGCCUUUGCAUAUCACGACAUUUUUGCACCCUGUCAACAUAUUUGAAUACGUGCACUCGUGUUUACGUGUACAAAAGUAAACAAUGAUACUGAUUCCAGAGUAGUCGCAUCCUCUUCUUACUAAUGUAUUAUGGAAAGGACAGACACAUUUUGACAGUUUUAAAUGUAAUUUAGAGCUGUCAAACCUCGUGACUUUUAGCUGCCAUUCGGAAGCCUAUUAUAUAUACACUAUGCACUAAAAUUUAGUCUUAAAAUGUAAAAUUCAUGUUUCACCCCUUUUUAACCGACUUCAAAAAAGGAGGAGGUUCUCAAUUCGUCGGAAUCUUUUUUUUAAAUUAAAUAUAUUGGAAAGAAACAGUUGCAGAUACUCUACAUUUAGUUUAGAGAAAGACAACAGAUCAGAAUCGGCGCCAACAUAUUACUAAUUACUAUGAGAUGUAACAUCUUACUCAAACCAAUGCUUUAAAGCUCAAGUUCGUCUGUACAUCUAUAUCCAAAGGUCCAAGAGUCAUUUUAUGAAAUUAAAGUAGUGCUGGUUUUUUUACUUUAAAUCGAGGACCUUUAGGUCUGUUAUACUCUGACAUUUAUUUAGACGCUCGAAUUCAAUCUCGUACCAUACUAAGCAUACAGGCUGCGAUGUAUAGCAUUUGUAGCUCAGUUAAGUUACGUAGUCUGCUUUCAAAAGGUCAGCGCGUGCAAAGGCUCUAAUCGAACAAAAUUAUUCAAUUUUAUGAUUAAAAAAACCCUUCGACAAUAGCUUUGCUCUAUACUAUAAGAAUGUAAGUAUGUGCACUUAUUUGUGUACGAAAUUGAUUAUUAAUUUACUAAAAUUAAAAAAUUAAUUUUAACUUCUUAACCAUGACUUAAAUACUAUUUUACAUUGACUCCAACAUUUUAACACAUUUACUUAUGACAUUUAAAAAUUUGUAUAAUAAGCAUUGUAGCAAGUAACAAGGAAUUUUAUAUCACUAAACAAUAUUUCAGGAUUUGCAAAUUGUAUGUAUAUUAUUGUUAUCAUUUAUCCUUGCAUUAUAGGAAGUAGUAUAAUAUUCUUUAUUAUUAAGGACACCUUUAUUCUUAUGAUUACUGCUAAUGUUCACUUGUAAUUAGGACUUUCGAAGCACUACUAAGUUUCUGGUGCAACUAUCUCAUUGUCAGUGAAGUUGUAACAGUGUGUAAGUCAAACAUGUCUCCUUUACAGGAGAGUGAUAAAAUUGUAAAAUAUUCGUUAGCAACCCUUGAAAUGUAUAAUAUUUUGCAAAGGAGUUAAAAUGAAGUUAUUGGCGGCCAGCUAUCUCCUUUCUGAUUAGUCGGAAAUGAAAGCGGGUAAACUAUCUUCAUCUAAUGGCAUUAAAAUGUUAAAAACCACCAAAAAUGACUUACGCACCAUUAGAACUUCACUGACGCUAUGAAGACAACUUUAACUUGCAUAAAUCUCAAUUAUUAUGGACGGGCAAGAGACUGGAAAGUUCACCAUCCCUGUCCCUUGAUUUACACACAGUUAAAGUUAACUUGGAAAGUUACGCUCAGUGUGCUUAGUAUGAAAUUUUACAUCUCAUCAACAUUGAUAGAAUUCGAGGUUCGAGAUACUUUAGCGUUAAAGUAAAAUGGACCUUAAUUGCCUUGUUUUAAAGCUCAAGGUCGUCCAUACUUCUACAACGAGCGCUCCUAGCGGAAACAUUGCUAAAUUAAAACCAGUUAUACUGAGUUUUCUACUUUAAAUCAAGGUAAUUUAGGUCCAUUUUACUGAUAUGUUUCGAUUUCGAAUUCUAUCCACGUUGGGUAAGAUGUAAAAUCUCAUACUAAGCACACAGGGCUCGGAUUUGUUUGUAGUUGCUAGCUAGUCUAAAAAGAACCAAUGAAUUUUUUAGAGUAGAAAAUAUUACAUUGUAAAUACCAUUGGAUGUAAUUUGUAACAUAUCUGCGUUGGGUUCAAUAUUAUUAUAGAAAUAUUUGAAAUUGUGUCCACACACAAUUGUAAGUUAAUAACCGCAAGUUUUUAUUUAGGGUAACUUUUCACACGACUUUUGAAUCGUUGGGCCAAAUGCUUGGCGAAUAUUUGCUGCUUGUGACCAAUGCUUUUGACAAGGUUUUAUUACUAAAAUCAAAGGGUCUUGACUCAAUCCGCAAACAAAAGUAAUCACUCCGCUGCUGGUGUGCUUUGAACUUUGUGUAUUUUAUCUUUAACCGCCUCAUAAGCCCCAAGGAAAGUUACCCUUACAGCUUUAAAAUGGCAUAAUAAAAAUUUAACUAUGUUUACUUUAAAUUGAUAACAAAAAACAAUGAAAAUGAUUAGAGAUUCAGAUGAGCCAAAACUGCUUUACACUUAACGAUAAUGUUGAGCAGAAUUUAAUAUUAUGAUUGUAUUAGAAUAAAUUUAUAGUAUGGCUUAACCAAGAUCGGAUGAAAAGUAAUUUAACAGUGAUUAAAUAACUUCACGCAGGCUAUAUUAUGUAUUAUACACUAUCCAUGGAAAGAAGUUGGUAUAGGGCUAUCUCUGUUAUGUAAUCCCGUACAGAUGACAGAGACGAAAAUCUCAGUGGACGUUAACCAUU
This is a messenger RNA of Maniola jurtina (meadow brown), 8098 nucleotides long. It is a transcript of the gene Pask, whose product is annotated as PAS domain-containing serine/threonine-protein kinase. The transcript is spliced from 22 exons. Gene Ontology annotation, biological process: protein phosphorylation; intracellular signal transduction; negative regulation of glycogen biosynthetic process. Gene Ontology annotation, molecular function: ATP binding; protein serine/threonine kinase activity. Bases 114 to 3842 code for a protein of 1242 amino acids. Lineage: Eukaryota; Metazoa; Arthropoda; Insecta; Lepidoptera; Nymphalidae. The record is from RefSeq and is a predicted model, not a curated record. Gene Ontology annotation, cellular component: nucleus; cytosol; cytoplasm.